Molecule: messenger RNA, 742 nt
Organism: Molossus molossus (Pallas's mastiff bat)
Lineage: Eukaryota; Metazoa; Chordata; Mammalia; Chiroptera; Molossidae
Gene: GON7
Product: GON7 subunit of KEOPS complex
Exons: 2
Coding region: 81-365 (94 amino acids)
Cellular component (GO): EKC/KEOPS complex
Source: RefSeq, a predicted model, not a curated record
UCGCCUGAGCUUGCUGGGGACUGGUUUCCGCUUCCGGGUGCUACUUCCCGGUGGCGCGUUCUGGAAACUCAGUGGUUGCCAUGGAGGUUUUAGGCGAGUACAUUGGGCUGGACGGGCAGCCGCAGCAACUGCGGGUACUUUGUGAGGCGCCGGACGACGUCGACCCUUUCCAGGGGCUAUUGUCCGGCUUGGCCCGGAUGAGGGAGCUGGUGGCCGAGCUCUUGGGCCCCCAGGUACAGCCGGAAGCAGCUCCAGACGGGGCCUUGAUCGGUGAUGAUGAAGAUGAUGCAGAAGAUGAAAAUAACAUUGAUAACAGAACUAACUCAGAUGGACCAUCUGCAAAACGGCCAAAACCACCAUCUUAAUAGCUUUUAUGAAAUUUAAAAGUCCUAUCAUGUUCUCUUCUACAGCACAUAUGCUAAAAUUGGAAUGAUACAGAGAAGAUUAGCAUGGCCCCUGACAAGGAUGACACUCAAACUUGUGAAGCAUUACCAAAGAAAAAGACUGUAACCAUAUUUUAGUUAUCACACACUGACAUUUUAGGAAGAUCUGCUCUAAUUUGGAAAAGCAUUUGUUUUGUUCCCCUGGGACAGUUUUGUCAAAGAAAAAAACUUCUGUUUCCAGCAAAGAAAGAUAUAAUAAAUGUUUAGAAAUGAAUGUGUUUUCUUGAGUGAGAAAUUUUAGACCAUGGAUAUAACAGAGACCACUUCAUAAAAAUCCUCUAAUGCCUAGCCGGUGUGGU